Podospora bellae-mahoneyi is the source of this 3464-nucleotide messenger RNA. RefSeq lists its product as uncharacterized. Gene Ontology annotation, cellular component: cytosol; nucleus. Gene Ontology annotation, molecular function: cysteine-type deubiquitinase activity. The record is from RefSeq and is a predicted model, not a curated record. The transcript is spliced from 3 exons. Lineage: Eukaryota; Fungi; Ascomycota; Sordariomycetes; Sordariales; Podosporaceae. Gene Ontology annotation, biological process: protein deubiquitination. The coding region runs from base 1 to 3063 and encodes 1020 amino acids.
AUGAUGAACAAUCGCGCGCAUCUGCCGGCUGGGCAGCAGAUGCAAGGAGGCGCCGACAUGGGAGGAGGUCCGCCUCCUCCUCGCCGUGGAAAUCGUCACCAGUAUGGGCCUGCUCAUGGUUACCAAUACCAGCAACAUCAGCAUCAUGUCAAUCCCUCCAUGUACGGCCAUGGGGCUCAGUACAUGAACCCCUACCCGCCGAACCAGCCCUACUACAUGCCUUACCAGCAGUAUCAUACUGGCGCCAUGCCGCAACCUUACCUUCCGCCCCAGUACAAUCACGCCCCUUACACUCGUUCGCCGCCUGCUGUGCAGCAGUAUGUCCCUCUGCACCAGCCCUAUGGCAGACCUGCCCAGCACUCGCCGAUUGUGUCUUCACCAUACCAACCGCCCCCUCCUGCUAUGCCCCCGGUCGUUGCCCCGCUUACCCCGUCAACAACCCAUUCAUUUGCCGUUCCGCCUCCUACGACGAUUGCCCCCUCGACCAUACCCCCUUUCCGCGAGUUUAUUCCAGCUUCACAUCAGCCGUUGCAUAAUCACGAGGUGCAGCCUCCGGUUCAGGCACUGCACGUCCACGAAGCACAACCACCUAUUCAGCCAGAGUUCCAACCCUUUGUGCCCCAGCAGCAGCAGCAGCCGUUCCCGCAGGAGUAUAACCAGGAGGCUUAUCUUGCCUCGGAAGCCAAAUCCCCUGCUGAGGUUCAGCCUGAGCAACAAGAAGCGGCGAUUGAAGCAGAGGCCUCGGUAGAGACUCAAGUAGAGGUCGCGGUAGAGACGCCCGCAGCUUCUGUGGUGGAGGGUCCGUUCAACAUGGCAACCACCCCGGCAACAUCUGAAGUCCACCCCAUCACCUCGCCAUCUGAGAAGAUAUUGUCAAAGCUGCCAUGGUUCUCCAAUCCCGAAGCUGGAUUCCCCGCUCGUGCCCCAAAGUCGAGGAGAAGACGCCCGGUCUCUAGCACUCCUAAUCUGAUUCUCGAGAAACCGGCGGAGGCUCAGCAGCCAGAGCAGGCGGAGCAGACAGAACCUAAGGAGGAGCCAGUUGUUAAUGCGGAAACCACCGUUAAGGCUGAAGUAACUGAGGCUGCCACCGCUCGUUCGGAGACACCCUCCACCCAUGAGCAGCAGGUAGAGGAUACCCCCCCAACCACGCCAAGUUCUGCCCAAACGACCCAGGCAUCCAUCGCAGUGGCAGUCAGCCCCAGCACGACCGUGAAGCCUGCUAUUCGCUCAGCUAUCCCGGCACUUCCCACAGUUCCUGCGGUUCCCGUUCUCCCAGUAAUUCCAAGGAUUGCUCCAAAGGAGCUGCAAGCGGUGGAGAAGACAGCUGUUCAGCAAACUUCCGUUGCUCCCACCAAAGACGAAAAGUCGACCGAGGCCGGCGAGGGUGCUCACCAGGUGAAUGGCAUGGGCGAGAAGUCCGAGACUGAGUCUGCUCCUGCCCAAGCCGCACCAGCUCCAACUCCAGCUCCUGCAAAACCCAAGGCCUGGGCCGCUUUGUUCGCAAAGCCCAGUGCAGCUCCCUCUGCUGUGGCCUCUACUGCCGCAGCUCCUCGCGUCCACACCAAUGGCAACGCUGCCGAUGUCUCUACCGCUGCAUCUGGAGCCGUUGGAAGUUUCCCCAGUUCCAAGGCGAACUCUCUUGCCGAGGCUUUACAGGCCUAUCGUCCUACUGGUAUUGACAAGCUGCCCUUUAUUGAGCCCAGAGGCUUGGUCAACACUGGAAAUAUGUGUUACAUGAAUUCUGUUCUUCAAGUUUUGAUUUUCUGCAUUCCGUUCUACGACUUUCUAGAUCAAGUGUCCAAGAAAGCCACUCACAGUUUCAAGAGCGAAACGCCUUUGAUCGAUGCACUGAUCAUGUUCAUGCGUGAAUUUAAGAUUAUCGACUCUGCUACGUCAACUGACCUCCUCCAGAGACGGCUGAAGCCGGAAGAGCUUGAGCAAUAUGGCGAGUCUUUCACCCCUGAGUUUGUUUACGAAGCCAUUCGCAAACUUCCCCGCUUUGCCAGCAUGAGGCGUGGUCACCAACAAGACGCCCAAGAGUUCCUUGGGUUCCUUCUUGAAGGUCUACACGAUGAGUGUGCCCAGGUGAUGCGUACUGCCCCUGUUUCAGCAGUUUCUACCGCACCGAACUCAACUCCGUCUUCUCCCACCACUUCCAAGCCAAACGGAUCGCUCGAGGGCGCUGAUGAUUGGCUUGAGGUUGGUCCCCGUCAACGCGCUGCUGUUACUCGGUCUUCUGGCCAUUCACUCGCUUCACCCAUCAACAAGAUCUUUGGUGGGAAGUUGCGCUCUGAACUGCGUGUUCCUGGCAACAAGACCUCGGUCACGCUGGAGCCUUACGAGCCGCUGCAACUUGACAUUGGUGCACCCGAGAUUCGCAACAUCAUUGACGCCCUGAAGGGUCUAACUCGACCGGAAACACUCCACGGCGAUUUCAACUCGCCCCACGGCAAGAACGUCAAGGCCACUAAGCAGAUCUUUAUUGAAUCGGUUCCUCCUGUUCUUAUCUUGCACCUCAAGCGUUUCCAAUUCGACGCCGAGGGUCAAGGUGGUACUGUCAAGAUCUGGAAGAAGAUUGGCUAUCCUCUCGAGUUCGAAUUCCCACAAGAGGUUCUGUCUCGCUCUCAACGCAACAGCACGGUUCACGAGGGUGUUCCUCGAUACAAGCUGACGGCUGUUGUGUAUCAUCAUGGUAAGAAUGCCAGUGGCGGUCAUUACACAGUAGAUGUUCGCCGACAGGAUGGCCGAGAAUGGAUUCGUAUCGAUGACACCGUUAUCCGCCGUGUGCGCAGCGAAGAUGUGGCUGAGGGUGGUGCCGAGGAAGAACAGGCCAAGUCUGGCUCUGGUAACCAAAAGGACAGCACUGGUAGCAACAGAUUCGGUGCCAUGAAUGAUGAGGAUACCGGCGACGACGAUGGCUGGAAGCAAGCGGCCGGUGGCAAGAAGUGGAGCAGCGUUGUCAACACACCGGCUACCAACGGACAGAAGCUGCCCCCUAAGCAGCACAAGGACAGCAUCAAGGACAACAAGGUUGCUUACUUGUUGUUCUACCAGCGCGUUUGAGAGUCCUUUACCUCGAACUUGAUCUCCAAAGAACUGGUCGACUGGCCAGUCAGUCCUGGUGCGACAUGCCACAGGCUUUCUCGGCGUUCAAAAGCGAGGACGGGUUAGAAGGAUGUAAGAUAUCAAGACCGCGAGUGCGAAAUGAUCAACAAAGGGCUGGCAGGCGGCCGGCCGGUGUAGUUAGGUUAUCGACUAGCGGAGAUGGCAGCCAGCUACUCUCUGCUUCGAUGAACUCGUGAUGACGGCAGGAUUGACCAUCCUGCCCUUGGAGUGAAGGCGCUUCACAGGCGACCCAUGUUGUCUUGCUGAAGGGAGGAGCAAGGGACCAGGGCGCCAAUCUUUGUCUCGCCACCACCCAUAUCUGUGUGAAGCGUAAUACUUCACGUCCUCCUUUUUCCAUC